Mauremys reevesii (Reeves's turtle) is the source of this 1810-nucleotide messenger RNA. Its product is annotated as pituitary tumor-transforming gene 1 protein-interacting protein-like. Bases 108 to 746 code for a protein of 212 amino acids. NCBI's taxonomy places the organism in Eukaryota, Metazoa, Chordata, Testudines, Geoemydidae. Gene Ontology annotation, biological process: protein import into nucleus. The transcript is spliced from 8 exons. Gene Ontology annotation, cellular component: nucleus; cytoplasm. The record is from RefSeq and is a predicted model, not a curated record.
UUGCGUCUGCGCGGGAGGCGGGCGGGGUGCGGUUCGCUGCACGCGCUCAAAGGAGGCGGCGAGUGGGCCGCGGCCCUGCAGUCAGCGGAGCGCCCGGCCCGGCAGCGAUGGAGGCGAUGCGGCUCUGCGCGCUCUGGCUGCCCGGCCUGACCCUCAUCCGCCCGGGGUCGGGAACGGGCCCGGGAGACCCGGCUGUACCGGCAUGUUCUAAUUUCUCCUUCAAGUCCUGUGAAGAAUGUCUAAAAAAUGUUUCAUGCCUUUGGUGUAAUAGAAAAAACACUUGUAUGGACUAUCCUGUGAGAAGUAUUCUUCCAUCAUCUUCACUGUGUUCACUCUACGAUGCUCGAUGGGGUGUUUGCUGGAUGAACUUUGAAGCCUUCAUCAUUGCCAUAGCUGUAAUAGGAGGACUCAUCCUGCUGUCCAUUGCUGUCUGUUGCUGUUACUGCUGCUACUGCAGAAGGCGUUCUAGGGGUAUACCAGAUGAAGAGGAAGAAAGGCUUGCCAGAGAUCGAGAGGAGAGACGAAUGCAAUCUCUUCAGCGGAAACAUGAAAGAAAAAUGAAACAGGAUGAGAUACGCAAGAAAUAUGGAUAUAUCCAUAAUUUACUCCCCUGCUUGAAUUGCCAAGGAUAUACUAUAGCAGUGUACAUUAUUCUACUGAUAGAUUUUACAUAUAAUCAGGUCUCCUUCAGGAUUCUGAUCAUCCUUACAGUAGAUUUGAGAAUGAAUGAAAACAGACACUGUUGAAUCUCCUCAUCGAAAGCUAAGAUUCCAGGAUAAAUUAGCACUUUUAUUUUGCUUUUCAGCAGUCUUCAGACUUUUUUUUUUUGCAGGUUUUCAGACAGUAAAAAUAAAUGCACAAAUAUUUACUAAAAUAUACAUAUUUUAAAUCUGGCAUAUUUACCUUUUAGAACUACAUUUUUAUAAACACUUUUGGUUUUUGAAAUGUUUGCCAAUUGUGCUCUCAUUAAAUGUGAAAUGUCACCUUUCCUCUUCUAAUAAAUCUUUUCUUUGGAAUCUAGUUUAAAUAGUUAGCUUCCUAAUCAUGUAUUUGAACUAAUAUCUUAGCUCACUUUUCUCUUAAAAAAAAAAAUAAACAAAAUUCCUCUAUUCCCAUUUUCCUAAAUAUUUUCUUUCUAAAUCUGUUGUAUGCAUAUAAGUGGUGGCACAAGUAAAGGAAGUGCUUGACACUGCAGAAAUAUGGUAUUAGUGUUGAUGUGAAAUAAUUACAGUAUACAAAUUCUUUAUUAUCCAAAUAGUAUGUAUAGUAUUUUAAAGAUGCAAAAUGUGAUUUUUUUUGGGGGGGAGGGGCGCAUAGCAUAAUCUGCUAUAAUAUCCUGUAAUAUACGAACAUUUUUAUGUCCUUGGUGUGAAGAAAAAACGGGCACAAUCUUUUUUUGAAAUUCAUGCAAAAUCUGAAUAUACAUUUGAAUAUAAGGUGGAGAGGUAAUAUCAGGCUGUUUAAAACACUGUCUUCCAUGAACAGUUCUCUAAAUUAAAAAUACUGCAUAAUUCCAAGAUAGCAUCAGUUUAACAGUAUAAUGAUUUCAUAUUUUUUACCUUUGAGUUUUUUGUGGGAAAUGUUCAUAAUGUAUUGAGUUCUGUCAUCUUCCUGGAUUGGUGGAUUUUCAUUUUUUUUAACUCUUUACACACAAAUAUCUUCAUUGAGCAUUUUAAAUAACUUGCUGACAUGAUGCAGAAUGCAGAGGUUCAUUCUUUUUUCCUCUUUCAUAUUUAAUGUAAAUUUCCAAUUCUAUAUAGUUGGAAUUUACUGUGUACUAUCUUCUGAUGAAUAAAUUUACAGUACUGAA